GAGUCCGGAGGGGGGGCGGGGGAAAGCACCGCGACAUCUCGCUGGGUCUCGCGAGAGUCCAAGUUGAAGGAACAUGGCGACGUCUAAUCUGUUAAAGAAUAAGGGUUCUCUUCAGUUUGAAGACAAAUGGGAUUUCAUGCGUCCUAUUGUUUUGAAGCUUUUACGCCAGGAAUCUGUUACAAAACAGCAGUGGUUUGAUCUAUUUUCGGAUGUUCAUGCUGUCUGUCUCUGGGAUGAUAAAGGUCCAGGAAAAAUUCAUCAGGCUUUAAAAGAAGAUAUCCUUGAGUUUAUUAAGCAAGCACAGGCACGAGUACUGAGCCAUCAAGAUGACACAGCUUUGCUAAAGGCUUAUAUUGUUGAGUGGCGGAAAUUCUUUACACAAUGCGAUAUUUUACCAAAACCUUUUUGUCAACUAGAGAUUACUUUGCUGGGCAAACAGAACAGCAACAAAAAAUCGAAUAUGGAAGAUAGCAUUGUUCGAAAGCUUAUGCUUGACACAUGGAAUGAAUCCAUUUUUUCAAAUAUAAAAAAUAGACUUCAAGAUAGUGCAAUGAAGCUGGUUCAUGCUGAACGAUUAGGAGAAGCUUUCGAUUCUCAGCUGGUUAUUGGAGUAAGAGAAUCUUAUGUUAACCUUUGUUCUAAUCCUGAGGAUAAACUUCAGAUUUAUAGGGAUAAUUUUGAGAAGGCAUACUUGGACUCAACAGAGAGAUUUUAUAGAACACAAGCACCCUCAUAUUUACAACAAAAUGGUGUACAGAAUUAUAUGAAAUAUGCAGAUGCUAAAUUAAAAGAAGAAGAAAAACGAGCAUUGCGCUAUUUAGAAACAAGACGAGAAUGUAACUCUGUUGAAGCACUCAUGGAAUGCUGUGUAAAUGCCCUGGUGACAUCAUUUAAAGAGACUAUCUUAGCAGAAUGCCAAGGCAUGAUCAAACGAAAUGAAACUGAAAAGUUACAUUUGAUGUUUUCCUUGAUGGACAAAGUUCUGAAUGGGAUAGAGCCAAUGUUGAAAGACUUGGAGGAACAUAUCAUUAGUGCUGGCCUGGCAGAUAUGGUAGCAGCUGCUGAAACUAUUACUACUGACUCUGAGAAAUAUGUUGAGCAGUUACUUACAUUAUUUAAUAGAUUUAGUAAACUUGUCAAAGAAGCUUUUCAAGAUGAUCCACGAUUUCUCACUGCCAGAGAUAAGGCUUAUAAAGCAGUUGUUAAUGAUGCUACCAUAUUUAAACUUGAACUACCGUUGAAGCAGAAAGGAGUGGGAUUGAAAACUCAACCUGAAUCAAAAUGCCCUGAGUUACUUGCCAAUUACUGUGACAUGUUGCUGAGAAAAACACCAUUAAGCAAAAAACUAACCUCUGAAGAAAUUGAAGCAAAGCUCAAAGAAGUGCUUUUGGUACUUAAGUAUGUGCAGAACAAAGACGUUUUUAUGAGGUAUCACAAAGCUCAUUUGACACGACGUCUUAUAUUAGACAUCUCUGCUGAUAGUGAAAUUGAAGAAAAUAUGGUAGAGUGGCUAAGAGAAGUUGGUAUGCCAGCAGAUUAUGUAAACAAGCUUGCUAGAAUGUUUCAGGACAUAAAGGUAUCUGAAGAUCUGAACCAGGCUUUUAAGGAAAUGCACAAAAAUAAUAAAUUGGCUUUACCAGCUGACUCAGUUAAUAUCAAGAUUCUGAAUGCUGGUGCCUGGUCAAGAAGUUCUGAGAAAGUCUUUGUCUCACUUCCUACUGAACUGGAAGAUUUGAUUCCUGAAGUAGAAGAAUUUUACAAAAAAAAUCAUAGUGGUAGGAAAUUACACUGGCAUCAUCUCAUGUCAAAUGGAAUUAUAACAUUUAAGAAUGAAGUAGGUCAAUAUGACUUGGAGGUGACCACGUUUCAGUUGGCUGUGUUGUUUGCAUGGAACCAAAGACCUAGAGAGAAAAUCAGCUUUGAAAAUCUAAAACUUGCAACUGAACUUCCAGAUGCUGAACUUAGAAGGACUUUAUGGUCUUUAGUAGCUUUUCCAAAGCUCAAACGGCAAGUUUUAUUGUACGAACCUCAAGUCAAUUCACCCAAAGAUUUUACAGAAGGUACCCUCUUCUCAGUGAACCAGGAAUUCAGCUUAAUAAAAAAUGCAAAAGUUCAGAAAAGGGGUAAAAUCAACUUAAUUGGACGCUUGCAGUUAACUACAGAAAGAAUGAGAGAAGAGGAGAAUGAAGGAAUAGUUCAGCUAAGAAUAUUAAGAACCCAGGAAGCCAUCAUACAAAUAAUGAAAAUGAGAAAGAAAAUUAGUAAUGCUCAACUGCAGACUGAAUUAGUAGAAAUUUUGAAAAACAUGUUCUUGCCACAAAAGAAAAUGAUAAAAGAACAAAUAGAAUGGCUAAUAGAGCACAAGUACAUCAGAAGAGAUGAAUCGGACAUCAACACUUUCAUAUAUAUGGCAUAGUUCUGAAUAUCAUGGACAAUGUUAAGAACCCAGAUUUUGAAGUGCUUGGGCAGAAGUUGUCUCAGUUUGAGCUGGAGAAAGGUUUAUUUGGACUUGGAUAACAUAAAUAUUAAAAUCUCUGCCUUACCUUACAGAACAACUAUAUUUUGCCAAUCCCAUUAGGUAGCAUGGUGGCACUCCUUCAUGCGGCACACUCUGCCAGCAUGCUGUUCUGCGGAGAAACUUGCACUCAUGAAGAGCCAUUAUGAACUUCUAAAAGUGAAUUUGUAUUUACCCACCAGGAGAAGUUCAGUUGAGAAGGGUGAGGACAGGGUUCUAGUUGCUUUUCUCUCUUUUUUUCCUCUUAAAAACAUGUACUUGCACAAGGAAGGAUAUUCAGAUUCAUGCACUGAAAAGUACUGUUUUCUUUUGUUUUACAAAAUUCAAUUAAAACUCUUGGUUUUUAAUGGCAGAACGAGCUGGUCAGCACCACACUGGGAGAGGGCAGAUGAAGGCAAGAAGAUGAAGAUUAGUUAGCAGGGUGAUUAUUUGUUCACACGCUGCUUUCAGUUGAACAACUGCAUUUCAGUGGUGACCUCAAAAAUCUCCACCUUACAAAUACUGGUUUUCUCAUGCAGGAGAUGACUGUCUUAGUUAAUUCGUUGAGUGAGCAGUAAUUUUGUUCUUUUUUCAUCUUAUAUGGCUGGAGGGCUUGUGAAAAAGUGAAGCUUGUUAAUUGUUGCUUCAGUUGUUAAAAUUUUAUGGAAAUAGAUCAUUAUGAUUACAGAGUCAAGCAAAAACAUUGAGUGUGUUUACUAACACUUAAUAUUUAUAGUCCUAAUAUUUAUUAUGCCAUAUCUCAGUUUCUGAAAAUGCAGAAAUCUCCUGCUCUACUACAGUGCAGUUGUGGAACUGAUCUCUUAAGGUACAACUGUUUCGGUAUUUCAGUCUCAUGAGUAAGGAAUUAUAGCCUCAGGUUUCUGGGGAAAAAAGUUGUUCUCUUUUAAAAAGUAAUGGUUGCCAGUCAUCUGGGAGGAAGAGGAAAACCACAACAUAUGACCCCAAAAGCAUAAGCAAAGUUGUUACAAUCUCAAUAGGAGCAGAAAACUUGCCAAAUAUGUACAUAUAUAUUUAUAUAUUUUAAAAAUAAACAUUUUUUUAAGAUAUCCAGAAGGCAACACUUGUUCCUUUCAGUCAAUCCAAAGCAGCAGCCUGUUGGUUGCUGGCCGCGUACUCAGAGCAGCGGAAAUGUCAAGGACUGGAGGAUUUGAACCACUAAAAAGUCAACAAUUUAUUCCUCAUUGGGAAAGAAUGGCUCAACAUGGAUUUUAUUCACUGUGGUGCACGUUUCAAAUUUUCUUGCAGUUUGCUUUUUAUCUUUUUGGAUGUUCAAUUAUAUUUUAAAGUAUGGUUUUGGAGCUAGAAAAAAAAAAUGGAGCACUGAGAAGCAUACAGUAUUAUUUUGUAGCAGAAUGUUUUGAGAGCAUUUCAUGGAAUCUGUUCUAAUCCCAGAAGUUUUGUGAGCUCCCUGCUAGAAGGAAGAGAAAGUAAGCUUAAAACAGUAAAGUUUUGCUGGUUCUAGUCAGUUAUCUGUUCUGAAAUUCAUAGGAAAUUGGGGUUUUGUUUAUAAUUUAAAAUCUUAAACUUCAACUCUAAGGUAGGAAUUAUUAGACAAAGCAUAUUGUGAAGGAUUAAUGUAGUACUCAUUGUUUUCUCUAAUUAGAUGACUGCUGACAGUGCAUAAAUUUACAAUUUAGAGGAAAUAAUUUUGUAAUGAUUGUGGCCCUUAUGUAACGAAUCGUUUGGUAUUGACAUUUGUCCCUUAAUAGGAAUGCCAGGAAAGGAGGAAGCAUAAUCAUUUUGGUCAUUUAACUUAAGAACAAGAGCCAGGAUGUUUUGAUUUAUGAAGGAAACUUUAAUGCAAAAUGGGUAACACUAAAUCCAUAGCAAAGUUUUCUAUUAAAUUUUUUAUAAAUUUUUAAUAGCUAAUUAUGUCCUGAUUGUAUUUUGGGAAAUGAACAACAGCAAAUACUGUCAACUUAGACUUUUCACCCCCCACCUUUUUUUGGGGGGGGGGGGGCGUGGUAUGUAUGCAGAAGUUCAACUACUUUUUGGUGUUUGUCAAGACCAUUGUUUAAUUUCCUUUGUUUUGACAAUAUAGCUGUUAAUUUAA
Molecule: messenger RNA, 4568 nt
Organism: Dipodomys spectabilis (banner-tailed kangaroo rat)
Lineage: Eukaryota; Metazoa; Chordata; Mammalia; Rodentia; Heteromyidae
Gene: Cul5
Product: cullin 5
Exons: 19
Coding region: 74-2416 (780 amino acids)
Biological process (GO): protein ubiquitination; SCF-dependent proteasomal ubiquitin-dependent protein catabolic process
Cellular component (GO): Cul5-RING ubiquitin ligase complex; SCF ubiquitin ligase complex
Molecular function (GO): ubiquitin protein ligase binding
Source: RefSeq, a predicted model, not a curated record